Molecule: messenger RNA, 396 nt
Organism: Rotaria sp. Silwood2
Lineage: Eukaryota; Metazoa; Rotifera; Eurotatoria; Philodinida; Philodinidae
Source: the annotation of a GenBank genome assembly
AUGGAACCAACAUGUGGUCAAAGUGUUUUCCCAUGUAUUGAUGAACCUGCACGUAAAGCCAUAUUUCACAUUAGCGUUAUACAUGAUCCAUCAUAUGCUGUAUGGUCAAACGGAGAACUUGACCGUUCAGAAAUAUUAAUGGAUGGUCGAAUUUUAUCACAUUUCACUCCAACAAUGAAACAUGUUUUAUUAAUUUAUAUUGAGAAUGCUUUGCGUUUUGAUGAGAAAACAGGAUCGGCUUUACAACAGCAAACAGUUACUGCAAUAGCAAUCCAUGAAACAGUACAUCAAUGGUUUGGUAAUUUAGUAUUGCCUAGUUGGUGGAGUGAACUAUGGCUUAAGAAAGAUUUUGCUAGUUAUAUGCAAAGUGUAGGAUCAAAUUUUAUUGAACCUUAA